Molecule: messenger RNA, 2829 nt
Organism: Stegastes partitus (bicolor damselfish)
Lineage: Eukaryota; Metazoa; Chordata; Actinopteri; Pomacentridae
Gene: cybb
Product: cytochrome b-245, beta polypeptide (chronic granulomatous disease)
Exons: 14
Coding region: 164-1861 (565 amino acids)
Biological process (GO): superoxide anion generation; defense response
Cellular component (GO): plasma membrane; NADPH oxidase complex
Molecular function (GO): superoxide-generating NAD(P)H oxidase activity
Source: RefSeq, a predicted model, not a curated record
GACAACAUGAACUCCACUUUUGCUGCUUUUUGCUAGAAAUGAUGCUUUUCUGUACAAUUUGCCAUCUGAAGGCCCUGCAGGACUGGAACAGCUAAGAGAGUUUUGAGGAUUUCACAACAUAUAUUGAUGUAACGCUCUGCUUUCAGAAACACUACUCAUCAUCAUGGGGAACUUCAUCGCCAACGAGGGACUCUCCAUCUUUGUUAUUCUGGUGUGGCUGGGGAUCAACGCUUACCUGUUUGUUGAGUUCUACAUGAGGUUCCUGGUCGAGAGGUGGUUUUACACCAGAGUCCUGCUCGGGCAUGCCCUGCCCUGGGCCAGAGCUCCUGCUGCCUGCCUCAACUUCAACUGUUUGCUCAUUCUGCUGCCGGUCUGCCGAAACCUCCUCUCCUUCCUCCGAGGCUCCAUCCAGUGCUGCAGCCGCACAGCAGCUCGCCAACUAGAUCGAAACAUCACUUUUCACAAACUGGUGGCUUACAUGAUCGCCUUCCAUACAGCCGUGCACAUUGUUGCACACUUGUUCAACUUUGAGUAUUUCAUGGACGCGCAGCUGAAUCGCAACGGCAGCCUUCUGACCUUCGUUCUGUCUGAAAUCGGCAACGGAGACAACGCCUCCUUCCUCAACCCCAUCAGAAGCAACGAGACGAACCCUACCAUUGUCAUGUUCACCACCAUCGCCGGGCUGACGGGCGUCGCCAUCACGCUCGCCCUCAUCCUCAUCAUCACCUCAUCCAUGGAGGUCAUCCGCAGGUCGUACUUCGAGGUGUUCUGGUACACGCAUCACCUCUUCGUCAUCUUCUUCAUCGGCCUGGUGUUCCACGGCUUCGGGCGUAUUGUGCGAGGACAGACGAACGACAGCCUGAAAACAAACAAACCGGACUUAUGCGCCGACAACUUUGAAGAUUGGGGAAAAGCAGGGUCCAACUGCAGCGUACCGGUGUUUGCUGGAAACCCACCGAUGACGUGGAAGUAUGUGGUUGCCCCCAUGUUCCUCUACCUGUGUGAGAGACUCGUUCGCUUCUAUCGAUCCCAUCAGAAGGUGGUCAUCACCAAGGUGGUGAUGCAUCCGUCCAAGACUCUGGAGCUGCAGAUGAAGAGGAAAGGCUUCCACAUGGAGGUUGGUCAGUACGUCUUCAUCCAGUGUCCGUCUGUCUCCAGGCUGGAGUGGCAUCCCUUCACCCUGACCUCGGCCCCGGAGGAAGACUACUUCAGCGCCCACAUCCGCAUCGUCGGGGACUGGACUCAGGCGCUGUACGAGGCCUGUGGAGGAGAUAGAAACGAACCCCAGGAAGCCUGGAAGCUGCCCAAGAUGGCCAUCGACGGCCCGUUUGGUACCGCCAGCGAGGACGUGUUUCGCUACGAGGUGGUGAUGCUGGUGGGGGCAGGAAUCGGAGUGACUCCCUUCGCCUCUAUCCUCAAGUCUGUGUGGUACAAACGCAUCCAGAACAACCAGGAGGUGUUCACCAAGAAGAUCUACUUCUACUGGCUGUGUCCGGAGACGCAGGCCUUCGAGUGGUUUGCAGACCUGCUGCAGUCUCUGGAGGGUCAGAUGGCCGAGAGGGAAGUGACCGACUUCCUGAGUUACAACAUCUAUCUGACCCGCUGGAAGGACACCGAGGCGGCUCAUUUCCGAGUUCACCACGAGGCAGAGAACGAUCCAAUCACCGGGCUCAAACAGAAGACUCUUUACGGGAAACCGAACUGGGACAACGAAUUCACCAACAUUGCAUCCAAGCACCCGGGAACCAAAGUUGGCGUCUUCCUGUGCGGCCCGCCUCAGCUGGGCAAAUCUCUGGAGAAACAGUGUCUGUCGCACUCAGAGGACGACGUCAAGUUCAUCUUCAACAAGGAAAACUUCUAGAAUAGCAUCCGCAAAGGUUGGACGGCGACGACAAAGGAAACUUUAUAGCAGCAGUGACGUUCUGCUUGGACUCUACACCAAACAUCGUCCACGUUUUACACCAACAAAAAAAAAAGACUGUACAAGAUUUUACAGUGAAGGCCUGAAAUGAAUCACAGGAAAUGGCAAGUAGUGAGCUGUUAUGUGACCAAUGGGUUUCUUCUGGCAGGAAAAGAUAUAAACAAAUGACAGAAGAUGGUGAAAGGUUGUGUUGGAGAUGGUGAUGGUAAAUUUGAAGUGUUUUUAUUUUUAACUUUUUAAACGAAAAUGAUUCAUAUCCCUCAUAAAUGUCUCAAACGUAUGACAUUGCUUCACAUAAAGCAAAUACUUUGAUUUUCCUUAAAAUGAAGCUGCAGCAAUGCUCAUUUGAGAGGAAUUAAAUUAAAGUUGGCCCAACAACUCCCUUUUUUUCAGCGUAGGAACAAUCAGACGAAUGGCAUUUUUAGUAAAAAUAGAAAUAGUUCAAAUUGAACAUUUCUAACACAAACUCUUACCCUCCUUUAUCAAUUGUUUAUGUCAUUUGCAGCCACACCAAACCUAUCAGUCAAAUAAAAAGCCACUAAAUGCUAUGGCUGUGAAGGGUUUUACUGUUCACUGUAUUCAUCUGUUACAGUCGGCUUCUCCUCUUCUCACCACAGACGUUUUGCAAAUGCUCUUGCUCAAAAAGCGAUGUGGUGUUUUCCACAUUCCCUUCUUCUCCUUUUUGCAUUACGACAAUAAGAGAAACUGCUUGUUUCAAAACAUUUCUUCCUUUUUUAUUUGUUCCAUCCCGUUGUGUUGCCGUUGGGCGUGUGCCAGACGUGGACGCAGUUAUUGAAAAAAAAUCAAGCCUGGUAUGUGUUGGUACAAAUUCCCCAAAGUGAAAGAGGAAAAUCAACGAAUCAGCCUCGAACAAAAAAGCUUUGGCUGCUACAGUGGAGCUGUUAUGU